Oncorhynchus nerka (sockeye salmon) is the source of this 4227-nucleotide messenger RNA. RefSeq lists its product as uncharacterized. The record is from RefSeq and is a predicted model, not a curated record. NCBI's taxonomy places the organism in Eukaryota, Metazoa, Chordata, Actinopteri, Salmoniformes, Salmonidae. The transcript is spliced from 4 exons. The coding region runs from base 3495 to 3800 and encodes 101 amino acids.
CACAUGAGCAUGCUUUUGCGGCACAGUCGAUAGCACGCUGGACUUCGGGCUAGAAGGUCAAGGGUACGAGACCUGCUCCCUGCUUUUUUCAUUACACUGGUGUCAGAAGUGGGAUCGGACCUUGUAUCCACGACUGGUGAGCCGGUGAGCGUGAGCGUAAGACGGUGAGCGUGUAAGACGUAGAGUCGCAAGCUAGCGCGAGGACGCGUUCUUUGAAAGGAGGGAGUAGUGUAAGGACCCUGGGUUUAUAAGCGCGGAAAUCGACUCUGCGGCACAGUCGAUAGCGCGCCAGACCUCGGGCUCGAAGGUCGAGGGUUCGAGACCUGCUCCCUGCUGUUUCAUUACAGAAUUGUACUAGAAUAUUAAAUGUUAUAAUAAAAAAUUAAUAAAUAAAAAUUGUAUUUUUUAUAAUAUAAAAAAUAUAUAAAUCUUAAAACCAACAUUAAUAUGGAGAAGUCAAUAUACAAGUGUAAGUAAAAACAAAUGUAAAUACGUUAGAAAUUGUGCUACUAAUGCACAUGACGGCUCAAACACGUAUCAUAAAAGUGAUGUUCAUGUUUGGUUAGCUUUUGGAAACGUGCCUAUGCACAUAACUUUUCCUGACACUUAAGCGCGCACAAAAACAACAGUUACACGAUGACUAAAAGCAAAACCGUGAGAUCAACAAGUGUUUGGAAUGGAGCCUAAGACUGACUAGUUUUCCCUUAUUUUUAGGAACUUUCCACCAGGGUUGUCAUAUCCGCUGACGUCACCAGACCUAGUCUUUCCCCUAAUGAUUUUGUCUGCGUUCCAUAAAAGGAGCUGUUUUUCAUAUAGCUGGCUUCACAUGCAAUUUAUUUGUGAUUGGCCAACAUUUACAUAUAGUUUGCAUAUUGUUAUUUAACAUUAUUUGUAUUGAUUUCAGUCUCUACGGCGUCUUAGGCUUCAAUCACAUUUCAAUCAAUCAAAUGUAUUUAUAAAGCCCUUCUUACAUCAGCUGAUAUCUCAAAGUGCUGUACAGAAACACAGCCUAAAACCCCAAACAGCAAGCAAUGCAGGUGUAGAAGCAUCUCUCUCUGUCUGCAGACCAGGAGAAAGUAAGUAUAUAAUAUAGCUUAGUAAAUCUGUUCAAAUCACACAUCACAAACACUUACUUUUUCAUACACAAAACAGAUGGAAGGCAAAGCAUUUCACCAGAUUGAUGUAAUCUGUGUAUUAUGUAAGGAAUAAACGCAGACGUUUUGUACAUUAACUUGGAAAUAAUGGACAACGCAGCAGGACAAGGUCAUGCACAGAAAGGAGGCGUUUAUCCCGUUUAUACCACAAAUUCCAAAGAGAACAAUACUAAAGCACACAUUUAUCGGCAGAAAUCCUGCUGCUACUGCUACUAUGCACUGGCUUCUUAGAAAAAUACGUUAGCCUGCGCACAUUACUUUUCCUGACAUCAUCACGUUUAUACAUUGUACUUUUCGAUUUACCUGAUAUAGUGGGAUGGCUAACAUUCGAUGUCGGUGGAUGCGUUGUCUUCUAGCCAAAAUAAGAAAUGCAAUCAUAAUUGACUAGCGCUUAUAAGGCGCACACAACAAUUCCAUGAUGACUAAAAGCAAGAGCGUGGGAUGAGUGUUUGGGAUGCAGUCGACCGCUAAUUUCACACACACACAUAUAUAUAUAUAUUUUUUUUUAUAUAUAUUUUUCCACCUUUAUUUAACCAGGUAGGUCAGUUGAGAACAUGUUCUCAUUUACAACUGCGACCUGGCCAAGAUAAAGCAAAGCAGUGCGACAGAAACAACAAUACAGAGUUACACGUGGAAUAAACAAGCGUGCUGACACAAUGUAUAACAUUUACAAAAAGUCUAUAUAUAGUGUGUGCAAAUGGCGUGAGGAAGUAAGGCAAUAAAUAGGCCAUAGUAGCGAAGUAAUUACAAUUUAGCAAAUUAACACUGGAGUGAUAGAUGGGCAGAUGAUGAUGUGCAAGUAGAAAUACUGGUUUGCAAAAGAGCAGAAAGGUAAAUAAAAACAAUAUGGGGAUGAGGUAGGUAGAUUAGAUGGGCUAUUUACAGAUGGACUAUGUACAGCUGCAGCGAUCGGUUAGCUGCUCAGAUAGCUGAUGUUUAAAGUUAAUGAGGGACAUAUAAGUCUCCAACUUCAACAAUUUUUGCAAUUUGUUCCAGUCACACAUGUCCCCUCUCCUCACCUCUCACCGGCCUUCUUUCCUCUCCACUCACCUCCUUCAUCACCAAACUUUCCUUCUUAUCACCCCUCACCCUUAACAUCCUCAAUAUUUUCUUUUUUUCACCCCUCACCUUGUUAUCACCUUCUUCUUCUCCCUCAUCUCCAUCAUCGGAUCCAGAGACUUAAGUUUUUUUAAGAGCAUUUGUUUAUAAACAAAAUGUAGUAUUUAAAACCUCAAUGUCAGAGUGUUUUUCCUUAGGAUCAAUCCUUAUUCGAUUUGUCAUACAUUUUGAAUGAGCUUUCUCCCCUCUAGAACAGACCUAAGUGCCAUUUGGGCAGCAGAUAGCCUAGUGCGACAGAAACAACAACACAGAGUUACACAUGGAAUAAACAAGCGUUGGGCCAGUAACCGAAAGGUUGCUAGAUUGAAUCCCCGAGUUGACAAGGUAAAAAUCUGUCAUUCUACCCCUAAGCAAGGCAGUUAACCCACUGUUCCCCGGGGGCCGAAGACAUGGAUGUCGAUUAAGGGGUUGGGUUAAAUGCUGAAGACACAUUUAAGUUGAAGGCAUUCAGUUGUACAACUGACUAGGUACCCCCCUUUCCCCAUUUUACGUACGCUCUGGAGCUGAGUGGACCAGGACAACUGCCCCAUUGCCAACAUGAUAAAUGUCCACAGGGGCAACGUCCUAAACAGUAGCCUGCAUGCAUUUCAAAACAAAAACUUUAAUGCAUGGGGCUAAGAUGGACGUUGUCUUUGUGGACGCUGAGUCCAAGGUGGAGGGGGCAGUUGACCAAUGGGGUCCCUCCAGGGAGUACUACAUCUCCUCGUGAGGGACAUCAGAGGAUCGGCCAUCUUUGAGGGUCCGGAAGGAGCUAAACGUAUGCCGCUUGAUGUCCAUGGUAAGCCUUCUUGUUUCUUUUUACCCGUAUUAAGGUCUGAUUUUCAUUUCACAAAUACAGAAUUUUAGCCAAAACAUUUUGUGAAGAGGCUUUUUCAAGUGCUUUGUCCAGGGCAAUAUAUCAUAGGGAUAGUAAAGCUGGCACACAUUUGAAAUAAUAUUUUUAGCAUCACAUGAGGGCCUGUAUGGAACCAUUGGGAAAAUGAUCAGUGUGUGUGUGGUCCUUGGAGGGGUUGGGCCACACUUCUUCUCUGAGCGACUCUUUGCAGCAGUGUGUGGGAGGCUUGCUCCUCCACUCAGUCUGGAGGAGGUGAGCCACACUACUCUGAAAGCAUAUUGGAAAAUAUCAAAAAAGCAGAGGACCUAUCCGAGGUGAAGAACAAAUUGGAGGAAUCGGUAGACUGGCUGAGCCUACUGGGGCUGAAAAGGAUUGUUGUCAAGACAAUGGAGGACAGGGAUGGUGUGAUUGAAUUGGUGGCUCAACAAUUUGUCCGAGGGAGCAUGCAGGUGGCCUUGGAGCAGUUCAUACAUGGUCUCAACUCUCUUGGGCUGCUGGAGGCAUUGGGGAACGACUCGGACUUCUUCCGAGUACUCUUUGUUGACCCCAUAAAGCCUCUCACUGCCAAGGACCUGCAGGACCUGUUUAAAGUAACCUAUUCCAUACCUGGCGGCAACCGGCGGUGGUUGGAGAACGACACCAUCUGCCACUGGUUCAACUGGCUGGCUGAGAUGGAGAAUGUCCUCCUCUAACAGUGAUGAUGGUGUUGGAGUUUUCUACUGGGGCAACGGGGGUGCCACCCCUGGGGUUUGAGGUCACCCCGACAAUCGAAUUCCUCCACACAGCGCGAGGGCGUCUCACUGGGCAGCAGAAGAAAAAGUACCCAGAGUCAAACACGUGUGCUGUGACACUAAGGCUCCCUCUUCAUAGCACCUACAAUGCCUUUAGGGAAUUCAUGACCUCCGGUAUUGUGAAUUCCCCGCAUUUCGAUGUUGCAUAAAAACAUUUUUAUGAUACCGAAUGUAUAGAAUUGUAUCCAGUAGCACUACACUAACAAUUGAGUGUUCAAAAUGUAACUGCACAUCAACAUUUUAAGCAUUUAUCUACUGAUAGGUUUGGAUUUCUGAGCUUUAACUGGGAUUAAUCAUUAGUUAUAUGAUUAAUCAUUAGUUAUAUGAU